Molecule: messenger RNA, 12659 nt
Organism: Wasmannia auropunctata (little fire ant)
Lineage: Eukaryota; Metazoa; Arthropoda; Insecta; Hymenoptera; Formicidae
Gene: Dhc36C
Product: dynein heavy chain 7, axonemal-like
Exons: 39
Coding region: 160-12066 (3968 amino acids)
Biological process (GO): microtubule-based movement
Cellular component (GO): dynein complex
Molecular function (GO): ATP binding; dynein light intermediate chain binding; dynein intermediate chain binding
Source: RefSeq, a predicted model, not a curated record
CUCCAUCAAGAGGGCGUUUGGGGCUCCCCCCCCUCCACCGCCUUUCUCAUCAAUGCAGAUGUACUGCUCAAAUUUUGUGGGAAUAUCAGUAGAGAUAUAUUAGAAUUCCGUUAAAUGUCGCCCCGUUGACACAAUUAAUUGUCAUAAUUACGAUCGAACAUGGAACUACCUUUCCGCCCGGAGGAAACGAAGGCACGGAGUUGCGCAUCCGAGAACGCGAUUCAAAUACCGAAGGUCCUCGACGCGAAGGUCGAGCCGCUGUUCUCUCUUCCGUCGGACUUGACGAGUCCUAAGAGAUGCAAGAGGAAAGGAGAGGCGCCGAUCAAGGAAAAGGGAAAGAUGCAAAAAUUUCGCGGUGCAUCUCACACGGCGAAACGCCUUCGCGAGGAGAAGUUUCGCAGAUUUAUGGUGGGUUUGAUAGUCAAACCAGAGUUACCGGAGAAAGACAUGGAUCUGAGCGACGACAAGGACGUCAAUAGAUAUUAUUAUUACGUUUGCAACGGAGUCGAUACGAUUGGUACGGUGAGCAUCGAGGACGUCUUCGUCGAGGCGAUACUCGAUCUGGUUCCGGGCCGUCUGCGUGAUAAAUUUCCCGAUUCUGCCGGCGAGCUGAUCCUCGAGAUCAAGGAGGACUUCAUGAAGAAUAUGAAGAAAGCCAUCGUCGAGUUCGCACUCACGGAACCUUCCGAGGAACAUCCGUCAGAGCUGGACGCGAUUCAGAUGGACGAGCUGAGCGUCCAGCUGGACUCGCGGAAGCACGUGGAGGAUUGUCGCAGAAUUCUGCACGCCGAGCUGUAUCUGAUAAAUCCAUGUAUGCGGAUGACUCUGGAGCAGUGGGUCCGCGAUUACAGUCAAUUUCGGCUGAUCAAUUUGGAGCACGUCAUCGCGCAUGAGGAGAGCUGGGAUCUGGCGAAUUUUCACACACUAAUCGCUCGUCAGAUCGUCGCCAAUCGGCGAAUUCUGGUGAAAGCCUGGUACAUCGGGAUCCAAGAGAUAUUUCUCGUGAACAACAGGAAGAAGAUGGUACCCAGCCCGCUGCGGCGCAGGCAGUUCAAGCGGUUCUUCGACUGCGCCAGCAAGCUGAUGGAGUCGCAGCUUUUAAGUGUCUGCAAGCGUUCUCUGCGGGAUUUCGUUAAUUACGUCGUGAACGGCAAGCCCGUAGCCUGCUACUUUAAGGUGAACAUCGUCGUGAUCUUCAAGGAGCUCGCUUUCGAGCCGUCCUUCGACAAAUUCAAGGAAUCGCUUUGCAACAUUCUCGAGACGAUAUGCAACGCUGUGAGGAAUUUUGAAAGAUUGGAGACGCAGCUCUAUCUCGAUUGGGCAGGACCUCAAGAAUUCCUUAAGGUUCCGCAUCAUAAAAUAUGGAGAGCCAAGCGGAGAACCGACUUCCUACCGCAGAUAUCGCAGCCCAUCGUGGAGCAGCUCAAGGGACAGAUAAAUCGGUUGAUCGAUCGCGAGAGAAUAAUCCCGGAGCGGAAGAUGGCAGAAUUGAGAAGAUACGCGCAUCUCUACAACGGCGAAGAACUCGGCCGGACGGAGGCUUUCUUGCUGAACGAGAGGAUGAAGCUGAGGGAGUACGAGACGCAGAUCAAACACUAUCACGAUCUCGCCGGAGGAAUACCGAUCGAGAUCGAGAGGACGGUUUUCGCGGGAUUAUUCGAAGUUUCUCACGCAUUCUUCAUCACGGCCGUGGUGGAGAACGUCGAGCAUUUCAAAGGACUUCUAAUUCACCGACUUAUCGACCGAUACCAGAACACGACAAAGAAUGUCACAGCGGAAUAUGAAGCUAUAUCCGGACGAGCCCUCACCCCGCCUCCCAAUACCGCGGCUCUGAUGGAACUCAUCAAGUUCAUUCGAACUACCAAUGACGUCACUCUAAAGAGCCUGGAGCUCAGACUGCUGGACGUGAUCGAGCACAUCGCGUUCCUGUCGGAUUACUGGCUGUUAACGGAGAGCGAGAUAAGUAACAACAGCGUGGCCUUCCAAUGGUAUCACAGAAUGCCCCAGAUCCUCGAGGACAACCGGAUGAUCGUCGAGAACAAGACGCGGGAGUACCAAGAUGCGCUGAAAGUUCGAUAUCUGAGAUUCGUGGAGGAAUUGGACUCGUACGUGAAACAAGUGGAGGAGAUGAAAUAUUGGGGCAACAUCGAGGAGGUGUAUCGGUACCAGCGCAGGGCGCAAGCUUUGGAGAACCGGCUGAUCACGGCGAUGGACAAGAUCGAAAAGUUCAACGAGGAGGAGGCCUCCUUCAACUGGGAGAUCACGCAGUAUCCGCUGCGCAAACAGAUUGCCGAUCGUUUGCAACCCUUCAAGAAGCUCUUCGACUGCAUCUGCGAGUACUUGACCAAAUACGACUUGUGGAUAAACAGCACGAUUGGCACCCACAACCCCGAGGAGAUCGACAACGAUGUAGCAACGUAUUACAGGACGAUCUACAAGCUAGAGAAAGGGUUCCAGGAGCCGGCCGUGCGUGACCUGGCGGCCGCGGUUCGCGAGAGGAUCGAGGAGUUUAAGGAGCGGAUGCCGGCGGUGAUGACCCUGGGCAAUCCCGGGCUGAAGACGCGGCACUGGGAACUGAUCUCGGCGAUCACGGGCGUUCCCAUCAAGUACGACCCCGAUCUGACGCUGGGCAAGGUCCUGGGUAUGGGUCUGGAGGCCUACAUCGCGCAAUUCGAGGGCAUCUCGGAGGCCGCCACGAAAGAGGACACUCUGGAGAAGGGCAUGGACAAGAUGCAGCGAGACUGGACCGACCUGAUUUUUACGGUGAAUCCUUACAAGGACACCGGCACCUACGUCAUUGCCAGCGUCGACGAGAUACAACUCCUGCUGGAUGAUCACAUCACGAAGACGGUGACUAUCAAGAACUCACCCUACAUCAAGCCCUUUGAGGCUAGAAUACUCAAAUGGGAGAAGACGUUGCGCUUGCUGGAGGAUAUUCUGGACCAGUGGCUGAAGGUGCAGGGCACGUGGAUGUACUUGGAGCCAAUCUUCACCUCGCCGGAUAUCCAGCAGCAGAUGCCGGAAGAAGGGCGAAAGUUCGCGCAGGUCGACAAGAUAUGGCGGGACAUCAUGAAGAACGUCCACAGCGAGCCGCUCGUUCUCGCAAUCGUCGAGAUCGAGAAGAUGCUGGAGCGGCUGAAGAAGAGCUACGGGCUGUUGGAGCUAAUUCAAAAAGGUCUGAACGAAUACCUGGAGAAGAAGAGGCUCUUCUUCCCCAGAUUCUUCUUCCUCUCCAACGACGAACUGCUCGAGAUUCUCUCCGAGACGAAGGAUCCCACGCGCGUGCAGCCGCAUCUGAAGAAAUGCUUCGAAGGCAUAGCUCGACUGAAGUUCAACGUAGACCUCGAGGUGCUGGCGAUGCGAUCCACGGAAGGCGAAGAGGUCGCUAUUCUGGAGGUUAUAUCCACUGCCAUGGCCCGAGGGCAAGUCGAGAAGUGGUUAGCCGAGCUCGAGGCGGAGAUGCGGAAGAGCGUGCGUCACAUGGUGUAUCAAGCGAUACUGGCGUAUCACCUCAAGGUGAGGACGGCCUGGGUCCUCGAGUGGCCCGGUCAGACCAUUCUCUGCGUGGGCCAGACGUACUGGACGCAACAAGUCGAGGAGGCGAUGCUGAAGGGAGUGGCCGGUUUGGAGAAAUACUUGGACCAGUGCCAGAAGGAGUUGAACGACAUCAUUCUGCUGAUCAGGGGAACCCUCUCAAAGCAGAAUCGCAUUACCUUGGAGGCGCUCGUUACUAUAGACGUUCACAGCAAGGAUGUUCUCGCGGAACUGUACAAGGAGCAAGUUGUAAAAAAUACCGACUUCAAAUGGCUAUGCCAGCUUAGAUACUACUGGCUGGAGGACAAUAUGUGGGCGUACAUGAUCAAUUCAUACAUACGCUACGGCUGCGAGUACCUCGGUAACACGUCUCGCCUGGUGAUCACUCCGCUGACAGAUCGAUGCUACCGCACUCUCUUCGGCGCCCUGAGCCUUCACCUGGGCGGUGCGCCCGAGGGACCGGCCGGCACCGGCAAGACAGAGACCACGAAGGACCUGGCGAAGGCGGUCGCCAAGCAGUGCGUGGUCUUCAACUGCUCCGAGGGCCUCGACUACAUCGCGCUGGGCAAGUUCUUCAAGGGUCUGGCCUCGUGCGGCGCCUGGUCCUGCUUCGACGAGUUCAAUCGGAUCGACUUGGAGGUACUGUCGGUCAUCGCGCAGCAGAUCCUGACGAUCCAGUGCGCGAUUAACGCCGGCGCCGAGAAGAUGAUCUUCGAGGGCACGGAGAUCUUCCUCGACCCCACCUGCGCCAUAUUCAUCACCAUGAAUCCGGGCUACGCCGGCAGGACCGAACUGCCGGACAAUCUUAAGGCCCUCUUCCGCCCGGUGGCGAUGAUGGUGCCCGAUUAUGCUCUUAUCGCGGAGAACACCUUAUACUCCUACGGCUUCUACAACGGUAGACCGUUGGCCGUGAAGAUCGUCACCGCUUACAAGCUCUGCUCGGAGCAGCUCAGCAGUCAGCAUCACUACGAUUACGGCAUGAGGGCGGUUAAAUCCGUGCUGAUCGCCGCCGGUAAUCUGAAGCUUCGCUAUCCCGAUGAGUCCGAGGACAUCUUGAUGCUGAGGAGUAUUCUGGACGUUAAUCAGCCGAAAUUCCUGGUCCACGAUCUGCCGCUCUUUGAAGGGAUAGCCUCGGAUCUGUUUCCCGGCGUCGUACUGCCGACGCCGGAUUACACGCACAUCAAUGCGUGCACGCGGGACGCGUGCACCGCGGCGAAUUUGCAGUGCACGGAUCACUUUUUGGAGAAGAUCCAGCAGAUCUACGAGAUGAUGAUCGUGCGCCAUGGCUUUAUGAUCGUCGGGCCGCCGUUCGGCGGUAAGACCUCGGCCUACCGAAUGCUGGCCGACUGCCUCGGCUUCUUAGAGGAUAGGCAGCUGAUGGAUGAACAUCGCGUGGAGAUCACCGUCAUCAAUCCCAAGGCCAUCACGAUGGGCCAGCUGUAUGGCCAAUUCGAUCCGGCGUCGCACGAGUGGAGCGACGGGGUGCUGGCGGUGUCCUACCGCGCUUUCGCCGCUUCUGUUAAUCUGAAUAGGAAGUGGCUGAUCUUCGACGGCCCGGUGGACGCGAUUUGGAUCGAGAAUAUGAACACGGUGCUGGACGACAAUAAGAAGCUCUGCCUCACGUCCGGAGAGAUUAUCCAGCUCGCGCCGACGACCAACCUGAUUUUCGAGCCCAUGGAUCUGGAGGUUGCGUCCCCUGCCACAGUAUCACGGUGUGGCAUGAUCUACAUGGAGCCGGUGAGUCUGGGCUGGACUCCACUUUUGAUCUCGUGGCUGAACACAUUACCGCCCAGGUUCACCGAGGACAUUAAGAGCCAUUUGAAGGACAUGUACCUGCGCUUCUGUCCGCCUCUGUUGCAUCUGAUUCGCCGUUGCGGUGCAAAGGAAAUGAUAACGAUGCCGGAUGCUAAUCUAACACGCUCGGUUAUGUACCUGUACGACUGCUUCCUGGACGAUUUUCGCAACGAGAAAUAUGUGAGCGCGCUCUCCGACUUGGACAUGAGAGCGCAAGUUGAAGGCUGCUUCUUUUUCUCGUGCAUCUGGGCGAUGGGCGUCACGCUGAUGGUCAAUUACCGUGAGUGGUUUGACAUGCUCUUCAGGGCAUUGGCGGAACGCGAAUUUCCGUCGGAAGUGUGCCAACGCUUUGGCAUAUCGCCGGAAAUCGGCGAUCCGGAGAAACCUUACAUAGUCCCUCUACCGUCCAAUGGUUCGGUCUUCGACUACAAGUACGUCAAGGAAGGUAAGGGCAGGUGGGAACUCUGGCUGGAGGAUCUGAAGGACGUCCCGCCGAUCCCCAAAGACAUGCCGGUGAACCAGAUCAUCGUCAGCACGGUGGAGACCGUCCGAUACUUCCAUCUCUUCAGGUAUCUCGUUUGCCAUCACAAGCCGGUUCUUUUGGUCGGACCGACAGGCACCGGAAAAUCCGUCUACAUCAUGGAGUUCCUGCUGAAGAAGAACAAUCCGGAGAUCUUCAAGCCGCUCUUUGUAAUAUUCUCGGCGCAGACCACUGCCAAUCAGACGCAGGAUAUCAUCAUGAGCAAGCUGGACCGAAGGAGGAAAGGUCUAUUUGGCGCGCCGCCUGGUCAGCACUGGGUGGUCUUCGUGGACGACGUGUCGAUGCCGCAGAAAGAAGAAUACGGCGCGCAGCCUCCUAUCGAGCUUCUGCGUCAAUGGCUCGACCAUUGGACCUGGUACGACUGGAAGGAAGUGGUGCCGAUCAAGCUCGUGGACAUUCAACUGAUGUGCGCGAUGGGUCCGCCAGCUGGCGGACGUGACGUCACGCCGCGGUUCAAACGGCACUUUGUCACCCUGGCGAUCUCCGAGUUCGAUGACGACGUCCUGGUCACCAUAUUCGGCAGGAUCACCACCUGGCAUUUUACCACCCGUGGCUUCCCGGAAUUCUUCGAUCCGUGCAUCGAUCAGAUAGUCCAUGCUACUCUGGACGUGUACAAGGAGACCAGGAGAAAUCUGCUGCCGACCCCCGCGAAGUCGCAUUAUCUGUUCAAUCUGCGCGACUUCUCGCGGGUCAUUCAGGGCGUGCUGCUCUCCACCCCUGAGGCCAUCAUUGAUCUGGUAAGCAUGAAGCGUUUAUGGGUCCACGAGGUGCUCCGAGUUUACGGGGAUCGGUUGGUCGACGAGGCCGAUAGCAGAUGGCUGGUGGAGCAGAUCCGGAAGACCAUAAAGGAGCACAUGGACGACGACAUGGACAGCCUUUUUCAGGAUCUACAGGAUGAGCCUGGAGUAGAAUUAACGGAGGUGCAUCUGCGAAAUCUCAUCUUCUGCGACUUCUAUGACCCGAUCGCCGAACAGAAAUUGUACGCAGAGGUUCAAGACUGGGACGAGCUCGCCGAAGCGGUGGAGGAGUAUCUCACCGAGUACAACGAUAUCUCGAAGACGCCAAUGGACCUUGUGCUCUUCAGAUUCGCAAUAGAGCAUCUCUCGAAGAUCUGCCGGGUGAUGAUGCAGCCGCGCAGCCACGCUCUUCUGGUCGGCAUGGGCGGCUCCGGUCGGCAAUCCCUGACAAAGUUGGCGGCACACAUAUCCGACUAUGAGCUCUUCCAGGUGCAGAUAUCCCAGCAGUACGGCAUGUACGAGUGGCACGAGGACCUGAAGAACAUCCUGCGGAAGAGCGCCGCGAGCGACUUGCACACAGUUUUUCUCUUCAUGGACACGCAGAUCAAGGAGGAGACCUUCCUCGAGGACAUCAGCAACCUCCUCAAUUCCGGCGAGGUGCCCAAUCUCUUCGCGGCAGACGAGAAGUCCGAGAUCUGCGAGAAAAUGCGGAUCAUCGAUCGGCAGAGGGACAGGUCGGUGCAGACGGACGGCAGCCCGGUUGCGCUCUUCAACUUCUUCGUGCAGACGGUGCGCGAGCACCUGCACGUGGUGGUGACGAUGUCGCCGAUCGGCGCCAGCUUCCGCAUCCGAAUCCGCAAGUUUCCCGCGUUGGUGAACUGUUGCACCAUCGACUGGCUGCAACCCUGGCCCGAGGACGCCCUGCUCGCGGUCGCCACGCAAUUUUUGGGCGAGAUCAGCAUGCCGAGCGACGAGCGUCACGCCUGCAUCGCGAUGUGUCAGUACUUCCACACGUCCACGCAGGAACUGACGCGGGACUUCCUGAGACGGCUGAAUCGUCACAAUUACGUCACGCCGACGUCCUACCUGGAGCUCAUCAACACGUUCAAGGAUCUACUGGACCGGAAACGGAAGGAGGUACUGCAGGGUAAGAAGAGAUACGAGGGUGGCCUCGACAGGCUGGACAGCACUCGGAAAGAGGUCAGCAGAAUGCAGCAGGUCCUGGUGGCUCUUCAGCCGAAGCUGCUGGUGACCGCGAAGGAAGUGGAGGCCAUGUUCCUGGACGUGCAGCGACAGAGCGAGGAAGCAAGUGAGAUCGAGCAGGUUGUUAAAAAGGACGAGGAGGCCGCCAUGGUCGUCGCCGCGGGAGCCAAAGAGAUCCGCGCCGAGUGCGACGCGAAUCUUCAGGAAGUGAUGCCGAUCCUGGACGCAGCGAAUGCCGCUCUGAACACCCUGACUCCGCAGGACAUCCAGAUCGUCAAGUCCAUGAAACGUCCGCCGGCCGGCGUGCGACUGGUCAUGGAAGCGAUUUGCAUACUGAAGGACGUGAAGCCGGAGAAGGUGGGUCCGGUGGACGAUUACUGGAAGCCGUCGCUCCGCGUUCUCGGCGAUUUAAAGUUUCUGGAGUCGCUGCUGAACUACGACAAGGACAACAUCCCGGAGCGCAUCAUGAACAAGAUCCGCACGACGAUCCUGACGAAUCCGAAUUUCGAUCCGGAGCGUAUCCGGCAGGUGUCGACCGCCUGCGAGGGCCUCUGCCGCUGGGUGUUCGCCCUAGAGGAGUACGACAAGGUCGCCAAGGUGGUGGCGCCGAAGAAGCAGGCCCUGGCGAAGGCCGAGGCCGACUACUCCGGGGCGAUGGAGCAGCUGACGCUGAAGAGGAACCUGCUGCAGGAGGUGCGCGAGAGAUUGGCCAGAUUGGAGACUCUGCUGGCGCAACGAAGGAUGGAGUACCAGGCGAUGACCGACGAGGUGAAGGAGUGCGAGGAGAAGCUGAGGAGGGCCGAGGAGCUGAUCGGGGGUCUCGGUGGCGAGUACAUCAGAUGGUCCGAGGCCGCAAAAUCGCUCGGGGAAGGCUACUACAGAUUAACGGGCGACAUCCUGAUCAGCUCCAGCGUGGUGGCCUAUCUCGGUGUCUUCACGAUGCAGUAUCGGCAGCGGCAAGUGGAGGAGUGGGUGAAGUUCUGCACCAGUCUGAAGGUCGUCUGCACCCAGGAUUUCCAGCUCACGCAAGUGCUGGGCGAUCCGGUGCUCAUCCGCAGCUGGAACAUAUUCGGCCUGCCGAGCGACCUGUUCUCCAUCGACAACGCCAUAAUCAUCACGAACUCGCGCCGCUGGCCGCUCAUGAUCGACCCGCAGGGCCAGGCGAACAAGUGGGUGAAGAACAUGGAGAAGGCGUCGAAUCUGCACGUCGUCCGACUGACGCAGCCGGACUACAUGAGGAUCCUGGAGAACGCCGUGCAGUUCGGGCAGCCGGUGCUGCUGGAGAACAUCGGAGAGGAGCUGGAGGCGGCCCUGGAGCCGUUGCUGAUGAAGCAGACCUUCAGAUCCGGCGGCGCGCUAUGCAUCAAGAUCGGCGACAGCGUCAUCGAGUAUUCCGACAAGUUUCGAUUUUACAUUACUACGAAAUUGCGAAAUCCACACUAUUUGCCGGAAGUGGUGGUGAAAGUGACUCUGUUGAACUUCAUGAUCACUCCGGUCGGUCUGGACGAUCAGCUUCUAGGAAUAGUCGUUGCGAAGGAAAGACCCGAGCUCGAAUCCGAGAAAAAUCAGCUGAUAGUUCAAGGAGCGGCUAAUAAAAAGAUGUUAAAGGAGAUAGAGAAUAAGAUCUUGGAGGUGCUGCAAGCAGCGAAGGAGAACAUACUCGAGGACGAAACCGCCAUCAGCGUGUUGAGUUCGUCGAAAAGUCUGGCCAACGAGAUUCAAACUAAACAGACUGCGGCUGAAAUUACCGAGAAGUCGAUCGACGCAGCGAGAUUGCAGUACACGCCGAUUGCAGUAUAUACUACAGUUCUCUUCUUCACUAUCGUCAUGCUGGCGAAUAUCGAUCCGAUGUACCAGUAUUCACUCGCCUGGUUCGUCAAUCUCUUCAAGAAUACGAUCGACAACACGCCGCCGGUGGAGGACAUAAAGCAGCGUCUGAAGGAUCUCACCAGGUGCUUCACCUAUUCCCUGUACGUCAACAUAUGCCGCUCGCUCUUCGAGAAGGACAAGCUGCUCUUCUCGCUUCUGCUAGCCGUGAACUUGCUGAACAAGCAAGGCCAGCUCUCGAUGGCUCACUGGAUGUUCCUGCUGACCGGCGGCGUCGGCCUCGAGAAUCCCUUCGUCAAUCCCACCGAAUGGCUACCGGCGAGGUCCUGGGACGAGUUGUGCCGAUUGGACAGCGUGCCAGGAUUUACGGGAAUAAGAGACUCGUUCACGAGAAGUAUCGACGAGUGGAAGAGGGUAUUCGAUCACAAGGAGCCUCACACCUCGUCCUUUCCCGCUCCCUGGGACAAACUGAGCAAUUUCGAAAAGAUGCUGGUGCUACGUUGCAUACGUCCCGACAAGAUAGUGCCGGCGGCGCAAUUAUUCGUCGAAGAACAAUUAGGGCGUCAGUACAUCGUGCCACCGCCCUUCGAUCUGGCGGCCUCUUUCGCGGACUCGCACUCCUGCAUCCCGCUGAUAUUCGUCCUGACACCCGGCGCGGAUCCCAUGGCGAUCCUGCUGAAGUUCGCCGACGAUCAGGGCUUCGGUGCCAACAGACUCUUCUCCCUGUCCCUCGGCCAAGGUCAGGGGAUCAUCGCCGAGGGACUCAUUGACGAAGGCGUGAAGAGCGGCACAUGGGUGGUGCUGCAAAAUUGUCACGUCGUCAAGACCUUUAUGGUCACACUGGAAAAAAUAUGCGAGGGUUUUACGAAGGAAACGGUGCACCCCGACUUCCGGCUGUGGCUGACGAGUUAUCCGGUCGAGCACUUUCCGGUCAGCGUCCUGCAGAACGGCGUGAAGAUGACGAACGAGCCUCCCAAAGGGCUGCGCGCGAAUAUCUUGCGGUCUUUUCACCAGGACCCGAUAUGCGAUCCCGACUUCUUCGACACGUCCAAGCAGCAGCUGACCUUUAAACAGCUGCUCUUCUCGCUCUGCUUCUUUCACGGCAUCGUGCAGGAGCGACGGAAGUUCGGGCCGAUCGGCUGGAACAAUCAGUACGAGUUCAACGAGACGGAUUUGCGUAUCAGCGUGCUGCAGCUCAAGAUCUUACUCGACCAGUACGACGACGUUCAGUUCACCGCGUUGAAGUAUCUCACUGGCGAGUGCAAUUACGGUGGUCGCGUGACCGACGAGUGGGACCGACGGACCCUCAACACGAUCCUGAUGCGAUUCUAUCACGAGGACGUGAUCGUGGUCGAGCGAAAGUAUCUGUUCGAUCCCAGCGGCCUUUAUUACGUACCGCCGGUCAGCGAGUACAGUCAAUUCCUCGAUUACGUGAGCGAAUUGCCAAUGACCACCACGCCCAGCGUCUUCGGCAUGCACGAGAACGCUGACAUCAUCAAGGAUCAGCAGGAGAGCUACUUGAUGCUGUCCUCCAUCCUGACCACUCAGGAAGUCACCGGCCAGGAAGUGGAGGGCGCCGAGAAAUCGCCGGACGAGAUCGUCUACGGCGUCUCAUCCGACAUCCUGUCGCGAUUGCCGCAGGACUACGAUCUCGUGGCCGCCCUGAACAGAUAUCCCACGCUGUACGAGCAGAGCAUGAACACGGUGCUGGUCCAGGAGAUGGGCAGAUUCAACAGACUCCUGCAGACCAUCCGCGGUAGCCUCGUGAACGUUCAGAGGGCGAUCAAGGGUCUAGUGAUAAUGGAGCCCAAUCUCGAGGAGGUCUACUCGUCGAUCAUCAUCGGCAGGAUACCCAAGAUGUGGAUGAGAGCUUCCUACCCUUCCCUGAAGCCGCUCGGCAGCUACAUAUAUGAUUUUCUGAAGAGGCUGAAUUUUCUCCAAACUUGGUACACGGAAGGGCCUCCCACGUCUUUCUGGAUUUCCGGUUUCUACUUCACGCAAGCGUUUCUCACCGGCGCCCGGCAGAAUUACGCGAGGAAGUAUUCGAUUCCCAUCGAUCUGCUGAUUUACGAUUUCUUCCCUUUGAAGGAUACCGUUUUCGAAAGUCCGCCCGUCGACGGGAUAUACGUCUACGGGUUAUUUCUCGACGGCGCUCGCUUCAAUAUGGCCACAAUGGAGCUCGACGAAUCCUUUCCGAAGAUCCUUUACGAUACCGUGCCCUACAUCUGGAUGAAGCCGGUGACGAAGGACCAGGUGCAGGUCAGGGACACGUACACGUGCCCGGUGUACAAGACCACCGAGCGGAAGGGCGUGCUGUCGACCACCGGCCACUCGACCAACUUCGUCAUCGCGAUCUGGCUGCCGACGUCGCGUCCGCCGGAGCACUGGAUCCUGCGUGGCACCGCCAUGCUGUGCCAAUUGUCGGACUAAUAACCGGGAUUGAUAUCCAGCUCGCAGAUAAAAUCCACGAGAGACCGGACAUUUUAAUGAGCUCGCCUCAGAAAAUAUAUAUAACCGUCGCCGUAAUUGAUUUUCUUCGCGGUAAUUAAAUCCCUUCGAUCGUUUCGAACGGAUAAUGUUUAGUUAUCUCUCUUUAAAGAUCCGAAAGAGUUCAUUUCGAAAAGAUCAGAGUCGCGAUGAUUAAUUUUUCUUCGAUAUCAAGUUCUUUGUGCUCAAGAGACUGAGUAAAAUAACGCAGAUAUAUAACUUAUGCGUGGCUUCUUUAAACUUUUGAAAGGUUGUAGAACGAUGGGUUCGGAAAUCUCUCCGUACUCUGCCUUUCACAUAACAUAGAAUGUAAGAGAAAAAGUAAAUAAUUAUCGCCGAUCAAUAAAAAUUAUAUUAAUAUUUACUUGAGGUAUAUAAGACACGUGUGUGCUUUAUAAAAUGCUGUUUUCUAAGAAAGAUUUUUCACAGAAAAGUAUUUCCAUGAAAAUUUCUUUCCAGAAAAAGUAGAUCACUUUUAUGCAAAUGGUCUACAAAUAGCAUUAUUUUCUUAACAAGCAAUAACCAGCACGUAGAAC